AUGGCAGUUAACCCGCCUCCGCCUUCCGCAACCUUCCCCGCAUCGUCCCCCUUUUCCGCCUCCGCUUCUUUUUCAUCCGCCAAUCCCCCGAUUUUCUCCGCUUCCCCGCCCGCGGAUCCCGCCGCGCCGUCCCCCGUCCGCCCGCACAAGCCCACCGGCCGGCACGGCGCGACCGACCAGCAACGGCGGCGCGAGCUCGCUCUGGAGCGGCAGCGCGCCGCGCGGCGGGAUCUCCAGCUGCACGCGCGACACGUGGCUCUCGCCGCAACUGGCGCCGUGACUCUCGCGGAGGAGAUCGAGGCGCGCGAGUCUGCCGCCGCAGCGCCAGAGACGAAAGAAGUUUCGCCGCUGCUUCCGGAAAUAUGCGAGUUCGACGAGGCUUCUGGCCAAUGGACGAGGAUCGACCAAGAUGGAUUCAGAAUCGACGGCUCAGGGAGAAGGAUCGAGCAGAUCAGCUUCAGUUCAGAAGCUUUAAGAAGUGCAACGGAGGCCUCUGCUUCUGAAGCUAGAAUUAAUGCAGUUGAAGGCCCUUCAGGGGACGGAACGAUUGGCUCUGAGGAGAUUGUCCAGGGAGGAGUGGGUGUGGGGGAGGGAUUAUCUGGAAUGGAGAUGAGAGGGUUGUUUGUGCCGCAUGUUGUGGCUGGCAAAGGGGGUAGCGGGGGAGAAGAGGGCACGGAGAGAGGGGGGGCGCGGUUGAUGCAGACAGAGGCGUCUCAGACGGAGCAAGGGAGUGGUAUGCGCAGCAGCUCAUGCUACCCGAAUGGAUGGUCGAUGUUCCGCCUCGACUCGCCUCUGAUUGUACAGCACUUGGAUCCUUUCCACCUCACAACACAACACUGUUCUGUCUCUGAUUUCUUCCUUCCUUUCGCUUUCUCACAGUUCCCCUUCUCCUCCUCUCUGUUUCACUCUCCGCCAGUCUUCCUUUCUGCCCGUCUCCCCCUUUCUGCCCUUCUCCCCCUUUCUGCCCUUCUCCCCCUUUCUGCCCGUCUCCCCCUUUCUGCCCUUCUCCCCCUUUCUGCCCUUCUCCCCCUUUCUGCCCUUCUCCCCCUUUCUGCCCUUCUCCCCCUUUCUGCCCGUCUCCCCCUUUCUGCCCUUCUCCCCCUUUCUGCCCUUCUCCCCCUUUCUGCCCUUCUCCCCCUUUCUGCCCUUCUCCCCCUUUCUGCCCGUCUCCCCCUUUCUGCCCUUCUCCCCCUUUCUGCCCUUCUCCCCCUUUCUGCCCUUCUCCCCCUUUCUGCCCUUCUCCCCCUUUCUGCCCUUCUCCCCCUUUCUGCCCUUCUCCCCCUUUCUGCCCUUCUCCCCCUUUCUGCCCUUCUCCCCCUUUCUGCCCUUCUCCCCCUUUCUGCCCUUCUCCCCCUUUCUGGCCUGCCAUCUCACCUCACCUCACCUCAACCCCCAGUGAGUCGCCUGCGCAACGGCCGGAUUCUCCACCGCUUCCCCUCGCAUCUACCCAACGGGGCAAGGGCACCCGGUAUCGCGGCUGGCGCCCAUGUCUACUGCAUUCUGGACUGCAUCUUCCACGAGCCCAACAGCACAUACUACGUUCUGGAUGUGAUGGCAUGGCGAGGCUACUCUCUCUAUGAUUGCACCGCAGAAUUCAGACUCUUCUGGCUGCACACGCACCUGCCUCAGUGCGGCGCUUGCGACCCGCCCUCCCACUUCAACCGCUUCCGCUUCGCUCCCACGCCCUUCUUUGAGUGCCAUCGCCAAGGGCUGGAGGCUGCUUACUGCGGGUGGAGAGAGGCGGGGGGAGGGACAGCAGGGGCAGGAGGAGCAGCAGGGGCAGGGGAGGCAGGGGGGACAGAGGAGGGAGCAGGGGUAGGAGGGGCAGUGGUAGGAGCGGGGAGAGCAGCGGCAGUGGGUAGUGAGAAUGUCAAUGGAAUGAUGAAUGGUGGCAUUUCAGAGCCAGCAACUUCACAAGUGGACUUCACUCGCGAUGGACUGCUCUUUUACAACCGGCAUUCGCACUACACGUUGGGCCUCUCACCGCUGGUGCUACAGUGGAAGGAUGCAGCGUGCAGUCGGUUUGUGAUUGAUACAGACGGAUCAGGGAAAAUACCGGAGCAGCAACAGGUGGUUCUCCUGCUGGCAGCAGACGGCUCUUUGGUGACGAGCGACGACCCACCAGUGGUCUUCGGCUCUCUGCCCCCUCACACUCUCAACGACCCCUCCCUGCACCUGCGCCCCAACAAGCUGCUGCGCUUCUCUGUGGGUCCGGGCGGGUUGCACCUGGAGCAGGGGCGGGUGGUGGGGGCAGACCUGCUGUUUCAGGGCGCUGCCAACCAGAGGAGGGGCGGCGCUGACAGCUGCUCCAAGAUCCUGUUUCAGUAUGCGGCUCGGCACUGCCCUCUCACCAUCCAAGAUAUUGCCGCCUCAGUUGUAGGACCACAGGAAUGA
Closterium sp. Yama58-4 is the source of this 2394-nucleotide messenger RNA. The record is from the annotation of a GenBank genome assembly. NCBI's taxonomy places the organism in Eukaryota, Viridiplantae, Streptophyta, Zygnematophyceae, Desmidiales, Closteriaceae.